Austrofundulus limnaeus is the source of this 3755-nucleotide messenger RNA. RefSeq names its product SMAD specific E3 ubiquitin protein ligase 1 (gene smurf1). The record is from RefSeq and is a predicted model, not a curated record. Bases 214 to 2415 code for a protein of 733 amino acids. Gene Ontology annotation, cellular component: cytoplasm. Gene Ontology annotation, biological process: protein ubiquitination; negative regulation of BMP signaling pathway; proteasome-mediated ubiquitin-dependent protein catabolic process. Gene Ontology annotation, molecular function: SMAD binding; ubiquitin protein ligase activity. Lineage: Eukaryota; Metazoa; Chordata; Actinopteri; Cyprinodontiformes; Rivulidae. The transcript is spliced from 18 exons.
GCUCGAGCCUGCCCGAAAAUGUUCUCCCGUGUUGUUGAAUUUCGAAGGAGCGCAGGACUUUGCGGGGAAAUAAUACCUUCUUAUCCGUGAGGGAAACAAAAACAAAGCGCAUGGUUCGCUACUAAAGUCGGUCGGGGUGCCGUUUUUGGAUGAAGGUGUGAUUUUGGGGAAGUUUGUGUGACCCUUUUUAUUUAUUUUUGUUCCCCUGGAGUGAUGUCGAACCCUGGGAGUCGGAGGAACGGGUCCAGCAUCAAAAUCCGACUGACAGUAUUAUGUGCCAAGAACCUCGCAAAGAAAGACUUCUUUCGCCUACCGGAUCCAUUUGCCAAGGUCGUGGUGGACGGGUCGGGUCAGUGCCACUCCACAGACACAGUCAAGAGCACACUAGAUCCCAAGUGGAAUCAGCAUUAUGACCUCUACAUUGGAAAGACAGACUCCAUCACCAUCAGUAUAUGGAACCAUAAGAAGAUCCAUAAACGACAGGGGGCAGGUUUUUUGGGGUGCAUACGCCUGCUUUCCAACGCUAUCAGCAGGCUAAAAGACACAGGAUACCAGCGUCUCGAUCUGUGUAAGCUGAACUCCUCCGACAGUGACGCAGUGAGGGGGCAGAUUGUAGUGAGCUUACAGACACGAGAUCGGAUCGGCAGCGGCGGCCCUGUUGUGGACUGCAGAGGACUGUUGGAAAACGAUGCGCCUGUUUUUGAGGGGUGCUUCAGUGAGGAACCGCUGCCUUACUCUGACCCCACUGGUGCUGCGGGGGGCGGGAACUGCCGGCUGGACUCCCCGGGUCAGGAGAGCCGUCUUCAGUCACAGCGAAUCAGAGGGCAGGACUCCAGAGGUCAUGGCAACACCCCUCAGAACAGACCUCACGGGCAUCAGCAGCCGCCUGACCUGCCGGAGGGCUACGAGCAGCGAACAACCGUUCAGGGCCAGGUGUACUUCCUUCACACGCAGACUGGGGUCAGCACCUGGCACGACCCUCGGAUACCUCGGGACCUGGCCAGCGUGAGUUGUGAGGAACUUGGUCCAUUACCGGUGGGCUGGGAGGUCCGGAGCACCGUGUCUGGACGCAUCUACUUUGUGGAUCACAACAACAGAACCACACAGUUCACAGAUCCACGUCUGCACACCCUUAUCAGCCAGCAACCCCAAGUGAAGGAAACCUCCCAGGCSCCUCAGAUGGACGUGGGGGUUGACGAGGGUGGGGUCGGAGGAGUGAGCGGAGGCGGAGGAGGAGGAGAUGGAGACGUGGCGGUGCGCUAUGAAAGAGACUUGGUGCACAAGUUGAAGCUGCUCCGCCACGAGCUGUCGCUGCAGCAGCCUCAAGCCGGACACUGUCGCAUCGAGGUGUCCCGCGAGGAGAUCUUUGAGGAGUCGUAUCGGCAGAUAAUGAAGAUGAGGCCCAAAGACCUGAAGAAACGACUGAUGGUGAAGUUCAGAGGAGAGGAGGGUCUGGAUUAUGGAGGGGUGGCCAGGGAGUGGUUGUACCUUCUGUGCCAUGAAAUGUUGAACCCGUACUACGGCCUGUUCCAGUACUCCACAGACAACAUCUACACACUACAGAUCAACCCCGACUCUUCCAUCAAUCCUGACCACCUGUCAUAUUUCCACUUCGUGGGUCGGGUCAUGGGCCUGGCGGUCUUCCACAGUCACUACAUCAACGGGAGCUUCACUCUGCCCUUCUACAAGCAGCUGCUCGGCAAACCCAUCCAGCUCAACGACCUGGAGACCACCGACCCUGAGCUGCACAAGAGCCUCAUCUGGAUACUAGAGAACGACAUCACUUCGGUCCUGGAUCACACGUUUUGCGUGGAGCACAACGCAUUCGGGAAGUUCUCACAACACGAGCUGAAACCUAACGGCAGAAAUAUCCCCGUCACGGAGGAGAACAAGAAGGAAUAUGUCAGGCUCUAUGUGAACUGGAGGUUCAUGCGUGGGAUUGAAGCCCAGUUUCUGGCUCUACAAAAAGGUUUCAGCGAGCUGAUCCCGCAGCACCUCCUCAAACCUUUUGACCACAAAGAACUUGAGUUGAUCAUCGGCGGGCUGGGAAAGAUUGACCUCGCAGACUGGAAGGCCAACACCCGCCUGAAGCACUGCACAAGUGAAAGCAGCGUGGUCCGGUGGUUCUGGCAGGUUGUGGAGGACUUCAGCGAGGAGAGGAGAGGGCGCCUCCUGCAGUUUGUGACGGGCUCCACCCGGGUCCCCCUACAGGGCUUCAAAGCGCUGCAGGGCUCUACAGGUUCUGCAGGACCAAGGCUCUUCACCAUCCAUCUGAUAGACGCCAACACUGACAACCUGCCCAAGGCGCACACAUGUUUUAACAGGAUAGACAUCCCUCCCUAUGAGUCUUAUGAGAAACUUUAUGAGAAACUGCUGACAGCUGUGGAGGAGACCUGCGGCUUCGCUGUGGAGUGACGAGUCCACCGCCAAGUCAACACAAACACACGCACAGUUACAUUUGCUUGCACUUCAACAGAACUGUCUAACAUUUUUACACACACACACACACACAGAACUUUGGAGUAAACAUGGAGUAUGCAGUGCAGCCAAGCGUCACAUAAACUUACGGUCUCUUUGCCACUUCUGAACCCGCCGAACUGUUAACGCUUAACAGAGGAAGCACAGCAGGAGGAGGUGGAAAGAAAACAAAAAAAAAGUAUUUUAAAAAUUUUCAAAUGUUUUGAAGAAACAUUUUUAUCCUUCAGUUUUAACAAGCUAUGAUGUCAUUCUGAGGAAUGUCGAAGCAGACGCCAGUCGAGCUUGGCUCUCUGGACAGCAUCAGCCAAUCACACAAGAGCCUCCGAUCUGAGACGGGUUCUCCUCCGCUCCGACAAGCUGAUCGAUCGACUCAUCCAUCGCGUCACUUUUUAACCACUGUCAUGUGUGUCUGUGUGCAUGUGGGAGAGUGAGAAUGUGUGUGUGAGGAUGCAUGUUUUUGUGUGUCAGGCAUGGCACUAUACUGUUUAAAAAAAAAGGUAAAAUGAGCCUCUUUUUUGUCUUUUAUGUUUAUAACUGCGACCACUUGGAUCCACUCUGAUAUUUUAUUAUUUAUUACUAAGUGAUUACUGACCAAGCUGCUAUAUGCUCCACAGUGAGCCAUCACUAAUCUCUUAAUCUACCAGAGCUGAAGGGUCAAUUCUCAAGACAAUGCAAGUAAUCCACAAAGUGGGUUUUUAUUGAAUUUUGUUACUUUUAACCUUCAUGUUACUGUUGACGUGUUUCGAAAGGCACAGUUACAUAAAUUGAAGUGUAAAGGAUUUUUUUCCCCAGCUCUAUUUUUAAAAAGCAAACUCGUGAUGUUAUUAUAAUGCCCAAAUAUAUGUCUUGGAUUUUUAUAUUAAAUAACCAUCAAGGUGAAAAGAAGAAAUCCGCUUUAGAAAUUUAUCCAUGACACAUGUAUUAAAAUCCUUUUAGCCUUUUCAUACACGUUGCGUCAAAUUGUUCUUAUUCAUAAUGUGUCAGGGUUUGUUUGUUUUUUUGCCCUCACUAUAGCCUGAAUGUUAAAAAAAAAUGUAGUCGUCAUCCUUAAAAUUACCAUAAAAACUCCAUAGAAGAGAAAGAAAUCAAACUUUGAUGAGCAAGUAACAGGAAAAAAAGGUGUAGAUUGAAGACUGUUAUUAUUUCAAUCUGCGUUUUCUAUGGUCUAAUUUCACUGUGUAAUGGAUGCAAAUGUAUUGUAACUUACAAUGUACUAAACAUUUAUGAGAAAAUACAAUGUAAAUAAGAUUAUAUUAAAAGAAAUUAAAUUGAAAGUA